This is a messenger RNA of Ictalurus punctatus (channel catfish), 2209 nucleotides long. It is a transcript of the gene ecd, whose product is annotated as ecdysoneless homolog (Drosophila). The record is from RefSeq and is a predicted model, not a curated record. Lineage: Eukaryota; Metazoa; Chordata; Actinopteri; Siluriformes; Ictaluridae. The coding region runs from base 135 to 2054 and encodes 639 amino acids. Gene Ontology annotation, cellular component: nucleus. The transcript is spliced from 12 exons.
UCCUAUCAGGCGUGAUGCAGGCCUGACGUUACAAAAACACAUGCACGUGUUUCCGCUUUUAUAGAAAUGAUCAGAAAGAACUUAAAUUGUGUUUAAAAAGCCGGGUUAAAGCUUCCGGUUAAUGCUAAACAGACAUGGAGUUCCUGAAGAGAGCUGUUGUACCGGAGGACGCCGUUCAGUACCGACUCUUUCUGCUCCAUCCGCAACCUCUGGAUGUUCAGGAGAAGCAGCGGCUCCUCCUGCGGUUCCUGGAGGAUGUCCUGGCCGAGGUCGCUGCUCUGCUGGUGGGCUAUAUUUGGCAGAAGCAGCCGUUUAAUCUCAGUUUACAUCCGGAGAAAGGGGGCGUCCCGGGUCACCUGGGCGGCAGUGUGGAAUUCGGCGACAACGUGGAAGACGAGUGGUUCGUCGUUUAUCUGCUCAAACACAUCACGUACAAGUUCAGCGAGCUGGCUGCUAGCGUCCAGGACAACGACGGACAGUUCCUCCUGAUCGAGGCGGCCGAGUACCUGCCCAAGUGGCUCGACCCUGACAGCAGCGAAAACCGGGUGUUCCUGUACCACGGAGAGCUGCAUGUUUUGCCCAAUCGUUUGCGUGCUGGAGAAGCGGGAUGGCCUCGGGAUUCAGUGCCGUCAGUACGAGAGGCUCUGGAGGUGCUGCACACACAUGGCGAGCGCUGCGUAGCUGAUCGGCGCAUCCGAGCUGCACUAGAGCGUCGACUGGAGGGAUACCCUGGUAAAAUCCAGACCAGCCUCCAUCAUGCACAUUGUUACGUACCUGCGGGUGUGGCAGCGGUGUUGUCACGGCGACCUGACCUCAUAGCUCCAGCUGUUUCUGCAUUUUACCUGCGUGACCCUGUUGACCUUCAGGUCUGCAGAACUUUCCGGAACUUUCCCCCCGAAUCCAGAGUCCUCACACUGGUGACGUUCACCCGUUGUCUUUACGCUCAGCUGCAGCAGCAGAGUUUCGUUCCUGACCGGAGGAGUGGAUUUACUCUGCCGCCUCCAUCACACCCUCAAUACAAAGCUCACGAACUCGGCAUGAAACUGGCGCACGGUUUCGAGAUCCUGUGCAGUAAAAGUGGGCGCACAGAGGCCGACUCUGAGGCUCCAGUGACCGCUCAUCCGCUCUGGAGAGGAUUCCUGGACAGCCUGAAGAAGAACGAUUACUUUAAGGGGGAACUCGAAGGCUCGGCGCGAUACAGAGAGCUCGCGACGGCAGCCGAGAGUUUCUUUAAGCAGUCGCUCUCCAGCGUACAGAGUUGUGUUCAUGGUCCGGGUGAGGAGGUGUUGCAGGUGUUAGAGAGCGCCCCCUACAGUCUGGAGGAACUGAAGGAGCAUGUAGCUCACCUUCCACCAGAAGACAGUGACGACUGGUUAAACAUCACCCCAGAGGAGCUAGAUAGGAUGCUGGAGGAAAGAGGGGGUCUGAGGUCAAGUAAAGGUCAAGGAGUCACGUGUGGAGCAGGAAGGAGUGAGGAUGAGGAGAAGCAGCAGGAGGAAGAGGCCGGAUUCACUCUAGUGGCUGUGACGAAGGGGAUGAAGGACUUCAUAAACGCCAUGUCGUCACACCAAGGAGCUGAAUUCCCCCGGUCGUGUUUGUCGGAGCCGUUCAAUGUCGACCCCGAUGCGGUGACGAGCGCUCUGGACAGACUGCUUGGUGGUAAAGAGGAGGAGCUGGACUCUGAUGAUUUGGACGAUGAUGAUGAUGAUGAUGGUGAUGAUGAAGCAGAGGAAGAAGGCUCUGAAGAGCAGACCGGAGCACAGACGUUGGAUAAUCUGAGGAGGUACAUGGACGAGAUGGACCAGGAGCUUCGAACCACGAACGUCGGACAGAGUUUCACGUACAACAGCAAACAGGGCGGCGAUAUCGGAGCAGAUGUAGCAGGAAGCUCUGCGCAGACAGAUGAUGAUGAUCUCCAGCCUUUAGACUUGGACGUCAACCUGGUAACCAAUUUGCUGGAGUCGCUGUCCUCUCAGGCCGGUCUCGCCGGACCCGCUUCAAACCUGCUGCACAGCCUCGGCCUGCGCCUGCCCCCUGACGCCGAUCCCUCCUGAGGCCACGCGCCUGAACCAGCUGGUGCAUCACAUCUCAUGUCUUUACUAGGAAAUUCCAAAUAUGACCACUAUAUUUAUAGUGUGUUCAACACUGUAUACUCCAGUUCGUGUGUAUGUUUGUACAGGAUGUCAAAUAAAAGCGGUUUUCUAAAACA